AUGUCUCUACUCAUAGGUGGUAUUGUCCUAUCGUUGAUUGUUGCAUUGGUGAUUGGAAAAUUUGUAUUCAAGAGAGGCAUAUUGGCCAUGAUUACCUUGACACUAUAUCAUGUGUUUUUACUCUUGGAAAAUUCUGGAUUUUCCAUCCGAAAAUCAUCUUUGAAAAGGGAGGAAAAUUUAUCGAAUGAUGAAAAGGGAGCAAUUGAAAGACAAAAAGCAUUGGAAGGAUUGGAUAAUAGAGAAUUGGCAACUCUUCGUUUGGUUGAUUUGAUUUUUGGUUCAUUGAAAUAUUCACUUCCUCCUCUUCCUGCAAAUCAAAAACCUUACACUGCCGAACAAAUUGUGGAAAAUUGUAGAAUUUUGAAGAAUAGGUCAAGUGAUGCAAUUUUUGCACUCAAUGCUGGUCCAUUCCAUCAACCUGAUGAGAGACCAGAUUUUACCCUAAAAGGAAGUUCUGUUAAAAGUUUAUAUUUCAAUUUCUCAAAGAAUCAAAAGAGAAAGAUUGCAAUUUUACACUUCCAUGGAGGUGCCUACGUUUCAGGUGUUUCAGAUUUGUGUUAUAUUCAUGAGAGAUGGUGCUCUGAAAAUUCAUUCGAUCUACUUGGAUUGGAAUACACAACCUAUCCACAAUCAACAGUUGAACAAAUUACUGAAGAAGCAUUCAGAGCUUUCAAAUGGCUUGUUGAUGUGAAGGGACAUUCGGAAAUUUAUGUCAUUGGUGAAUCUGCUGGUGGUAAUUUAUGUUGGCAAAUUGCAGAUAAAAUUUCUCAGUUGAAUCCUUCAACAGAUGCCAAUUAUGUGAAUGCUCUCAAAGGUGCCAUCUUACUUUCUCCUUGGUGUGAUAUGGAAAUGGAUACUCCACCGAGUAGAGAUCUCUUUCAUCAGGAUAGACUCAUUCGAAAUGAAAAGAUUAGAGAAUGGAAAUUGAAUGGAGUACCAUGUGGACUAGGUCAACAAGAAAAAACUCAAAUUCUAUCUCCUUAUCAUUGGAAUAGAGAGAAAUGGCAAAGAAUUGCAUCUGUACUGCCAAAAGGAAUGUUCAUUUCGUAUACUUCUGGAGAAAGAUUGAAUUAUGAAAUUGGAUCAGUCUUGGAAAAAUUGAAAGGAAUUGAUAAUGUGAAUGUUUUGGUAGAAAAGAUUCCAUUCCAUGUCUUUCAUAUUUUCGUCGAUUAUUUACCAGAUCACUACAAGAGAACUGUCAAUGGUAUUCUAAACUUGAUUCGAUUGUAA
Molecule: messenger RNA, 1230 nt
Organism: Naegleria gruberi
Lineage: Eukaryota; Heterolobosea; Eutetramitea; Acrasida; Naegleriidae
Exons: 1
Coding region: 1-1230 (409 amino acids)
Molecular function (GO): hydrolase activity
Source: RefSeq, a predicted model, not a curated record